AUGACUUUAAAUAAUUUGAUAUAUUUGUUUUUACUAAUAUGUUUGUUUUUAUUUUUGUAUGAUUUCCAAUAUUUGGAAAGAGCUCCACAACACGUAACAUCACUUCUGAAUUUAAAAAGUGAGGUUUAUAAAGAUGAUGGUGAGGAUGACUCAGAAGAUCUUGAAUCAAAAGACGGUGGAUCUGGAGAUGAAAGUGAUAAUGGAAGUGUCUUAAGUUUUGUCAGUCAGGCAAGCAGUACUCAACGAAGUAGGUGGAGUGCAGCUUCACCACUAGAUCCAUAUUUUGGGGAACUGGAUUUAAUUGUUGAAGAUAGGCCCACUCCUUCUGAUAAGGAAAGAGAAUUGGAAUCAGCGCUUCUACUGAUAUCAGGUUCAAGCUCAGACUUAGACUCUGAUAAAGAUCAAGGAGGAAUUUAUACUGAGGAUAAAUCAUCUAGUAAAGCUUCUGAGAAUCAAGGUGAUCACGGAGCAGGUGCAGGUGCAGGUGCAGGUGCAAGUGCAGGUACAGGUACUCUGUCGGAUACAGACACAAGUAAGAGCUUAUCAUGGUGGUUGGGUGAUGAUGGAUCAGGAAGACGAAAAAAACCCACUUUAUCCUCGGAAAGACAUAGUUCUUUAAAGAAAUCCCAUAGUUCAGGAGCUACAGGAAAGGGCUCUGGUUCGAGUUCUAGAAGGCACACUCAUUCAUUGUCUAAACCAGCAGCUUCUAAGUCUUCUGGCUCUGGAAGUGGUGGUACAUUGGGGCAUUCAAAAGAUAAAAAAGGAGGGCAUGGAUCAAGUGGAACAAGUAAACUUGGAACAAGAGGUGGAAUGAGUAGUUCGAAAGGAGCCAGCUCAAGUGGGUCGAGCGGGGUAAGUAGAGGAACAGGUAAAGCAGGAGGAAGUAGAGGUGGCUCAGGAGGAACCAGUUCGGGUGGAACAGGCGGAUUAAGCAGAUCAGGAACAGGUAAAUCAGGAACAGGAGGUAGAGCAGGUGGUUCAUUGGGAGCUAGUUCGGGUGGAAUAGGUGGAUCAGGUGGGGGAGGAGGAAGAAGAGGAGGUUGGUCGGGAGGAAUGAGAGGACGUGAAGAUACUAUAUUUGAAGAAGAUGAAGAAGAGGAAGAGGAGGAUAACCGUAAGGAUGGAGAAGAUUCCGAUGGGUCUACUGGCUCUAGUAGAUCAUCGGGUUCAAGGGGAUCAUCAGGUUCAAGCGGAUCAUCAGGUUCAAGCGGUUCAACAGGUUCAAGGGGAUCAACAAGUUCAGGUGGAUCAUCAAGUUCAAGCGGAUCAUCAAGUUCAAGUGGAUCAUCAAGUUCAAGUGGAUCAUCAAGUUCAAGCGGAUCAUCAAGCUCAAGCGGAUCAUCAAGCUCAAGUGGAUCAUCAAGUUCAAGCGGAUCAUCAGGCUCAAGCGGAUCAUCAGGCUCAAGCGGAUCAUCAGGCUCAAGCGGAUCUAGGAGAAGUGAAAUCUUAUCUAAACUCGAGAAAAUCAAAGGUUUGGCAAAGGAUGCAAAAGAAAAUAGUGAAAAACUUAAAGAAAGCAGAAAGAAGAGCCAGAGUACAGGAAGAUCUAUAACUCAUUUAGAAUUACCUGUAGGCGAUCCACGAGAUUACUGGCCUUUUUCUGAUUUGAUGACCAAAUUUUAUAAAGGAUUACAUUUCCAACCUGACAGCUCAGGAGGUCAAGUUGGCCCUCAGCCUGGACCACAAGAUUCGGCCUUACCUGGAGUGAGUGGUGCUGUGGAAGGGACAAGAAGGGGAACUGGCACAAAAGGAGUAGGGGGGAAGGAAGUAGGAAAAAGUGGUAGAGGAGGUGGAGGAGAACACGAGGGUGAGAGAGGAAAGCCAGAUGGAAAAGCUGCUGCAGAAACCAGCUCUGGAUCUAAGAUGCAUUCUACUUCAAAGUCCAGUUCUGGGUCUGUCUCUAAACCAAUUUCUGGCUCUAGGUCUAGAUCCAGGUCUAGGUCUAGGACCAGAUCUAGUUCCAGGACCAGAUCCAGAUCCAGAUCCAGAUCCAGAUCCAGGUCCAGGUCCAGGUCCAGGUCCAGAUCCAGGUCCAGGUCCAGGUCCAGAUCCAGGCCCAGAUCCAGGUCAAGAUCUGGAUCCAGAUCUAGACCCGCGUCUCAUGUGUCAGAGGGAUCAAAGUCUUUACAUUCUUCAUCUCGCUCGAGCUCUGAAGCAGUUUCAUUACUUCCAGUUCAGGUUACUUUGACCAUUUCUCCAAGUGGUUCAAGUAGUAACCUCUCAAUAUUAAAGUUGGAUAACACUGUAGUCGGGAUGGUUGACUCGUCCAAAGGAAAAAGAGGCGAAGGCGGAAGUGGAGGUGGUGCAGGAAGUGGAGGUGGUGCAGGAAUUGGAGGAAGUGGGGGAAGUGGAGGAACUGUAAAGAGAGGAGGAAGAGGUGGAGGUGGAGGUGGAGGAGGAGGUGGAGGAGGAGGAGGAGGAGGAGGAGGAGGAGGAGGAGGAAGAGGCGGAGGGAAAAAACCUCCAAGCUACCAGAGCAUGUCGUAUGAAUCGUUGGCUGAGUUAAAGAGUGGAUUUACGACUGUGUUUAGUUCAUUUAUGGAAUUACUUGAAAGCCUCAUUAACUCCAGUUUUUCGUACGAGUGCUUGGAAAUGAUGGAGGAAUUACUCUCUUUGUGCAAGAAAAAGAGUUUGAGAUCUUCAGAAACUUGCAAAGGUCUUUUAAGUCUCAUUUCCAAAUUAAAGGGUAUCGACGAUGAUUACAGAAAAUUGAGGGAUGAAGCUAAUAGAUUUGCAACCUCUCUAUUGAAAAUGGAUGAGGGUUUAUCAAAGCUAAUGGAAGUUUCACUGAAAUCCAAUGGUUUACUUUUAAAGUCGACAUAUAUCGAAUCUGUUAAUAACCUAGUUGAUACUAUUAAAGAGCUAAACCAAAGAAUUAAAUUACUUAAGGAUAGUAUGGAGGAUGAAAAUUCUAAAAAUUGUGGAGAUGGUGGACAUUUGAGUUUGUUGAAGACUCAGAUUAUGACAUUUAAGUCAUAUCCACAUUAG
Molecule: messenger RNA, 2988 nt
Organism: Cryptosporidium ubiquitum
Lineage: Eukaryota; Apicomplexa; Conoidasida; Eucoccidiorida; Cryptosporidiidae
Exons: 1
Coding region: 1-2988 (995 amino acids)
Source: RefSeq, a predicted model, not a curated record